AUGACGUUUGUCGCAUGACUGGGGAAGUUGCAAACUCCAAAAUGGACGAAGUAGCUAGCAUGAUCCCCUUGCAUACUACCACAGCAGUGCUAGAAGUGGAACAAAGAUUGCAGUCACCAGACUUUGUUCAGACAAUGACGAUAUACUUGCACAAGAUUAAGGGGGGAUCAGAGGAUGUCAGCAGCGUAAUCCGCACCAUCAUUACAGAUGACCUUCUUGAAAAAUACAACUGGGAGGGAACGUGGGAGAAACAGGCGCUGAGCGAACUAUCUUUUGUGAAUAAGACUCUGCGCGAUAUACAUUUUAUUCUAAAAAAACAUGUACGCCUUUGUAUUUAAAUUUUAGAUGUUUUCUCAGCACAAGGCGCUUUAGAAUUUGAAAAGAGCUUACGCAAAGCAGUGGUACGUGCCCAUCAUCGGCUUCAGCAAAAAAAGUACUUUCGAAAAGGCAAAACAACGAUUACACCUGCUACAACA
Messenger RNA from Rhagoletis zephyria (snowberry fruit fly), 476 nucleotides. RefSeq lists its product as uncharacterized. NCBI's taxonomy places the organism in Eukaryota, Metazoa, Arthropoda, Insecta, Diptera, Tephritidae. The record is from RefSeq and is a predicted model, not a curated record.